Molecule: messenger RNA, 3888 nt
Organism: Prunus persica (peach)
Lineage: Eukaryota; Viridiplantae; Streptophyta; Magnoliopsida; Rosales; Rosaceae
Product: protein FAM91A1
Exons: 12
Coding region: 148-3183 (1011 amino acids)
Source: RefSeq, a predicted model, not a curated record
AACAGGUCAUACCUGUCAUAGUGGAGAAUGAAAUUUCAGAAAAUUGGACAUCGCAAUUUCCUCAGAUCUUCGCAGCUGAACGCAGCAAAUUGAAACCCUAGUUUUACUAAUCCACCAUAGUCAUCUUCAUCAGGAAAUUGAGUGGAAAUGCAGCACGCUCCAGCGACGAUCGAAGAACAGUUGUUACUAAAAGCAAUCAAAGAAGAAUGUCCGUGGGAGAAUCUCCCAAAACGGCUUCAAGUGACAUUGUCUUCGAAAGAAGAAUGGCAUAGAAGGGUAAUUGAGCAUUGCAUAAAGAAAAGACUCCCAUGGAACAUUUGUUUUGCUCGAAAAGUAUGCAAAGAAAGUGAAUAUUAUGAAGACAUGAUGCGGUACUUGAGAAAGAAUUUAGCGCUAUUUCCCUAUCACCUUGCGGAGUAUGUUUGCCGUGUAAUGCGGGUGUCGCCUUUCAGAUAUUACUGUGAUAUGAUUUUUGAAGUUAUGAAAAAUGAACAACCUUAUGACAGCAUCCCCAAUUUUAGCGCUGCAGAUGCCUUGCGGCUUACAGGGAUAGGGAGAAACGAAUUUAUUGAUAUAAUGAAUAAGUGCAGAUCUAAGAAAAUUAUGUGGAAGCUGAACAAGUCAAUUGCAAAAGAACUUUUACCUACACAACCCGUGGAUUUUGCAAUUGAUCCAUGGUGGGGAAUUUGUCUUGUGAAUUUCACACUGGAAGAAUUUAAGAAACUCUCGGAGGAAGAAAUGGCAACAAUAGAUAAAAUAUGUAAAGAGGAAGCAAAUUCAUAUAUCCUGUUCGAUCCUGAUAUUGUUAAGGGUCUUCACCAACGAGGAUUAAUAUACUUUGAUGUCCCUGUUUAUCCUGAUGAUCGUUUCAAAGUUUCCAGGCUUGAAGGGUUUGUUUCCAACAGGGAGCAAUCUUACGAAGAUCCUAUAGAGGAGUUACUAUAUGCAGUUUUCGUUGUUUCAAGCGAGCAUGCAACUGUUGCCGAAUUGGCAACAACAUUACAGGCCGACCUUGCACAACUGCAGGCUGCUGCGUCUUUUGCAUGUCGAUUGGGAUGGGCAGUGAAAGUAUUUGAUCCAGCAUCUGUUCUUCGAGAUACAAGUUUACCUGGAUCUCCUAGAAACAGUCUCAGUGAUGAAGAUGCUUCUCGUCGUAGUAUAAGCUCAGCAAAUAUGUUUGCUGAUGGUGAUGCUAGUCUGCAAGGAGAUGUUUCAGGGACAGAAAACUAUGGCCUAAGUUCUUUGCAUGAUCGUGUUGCGUUUGUUGUUGAUGCUAACAUAACAUCCUAUCUUAUGAUGGGGUCUGUUUCACCAGGUUUGAAAUCUCAUGCUGUAACGCUUUAUGAAGCGGGAAAGUUGGGUCAUGCUAGCAUUACGGAUCUUUGUAAGGAUCUGAGUACACUAGAGGGAACAAAAUUUGAAGGAGAACUACAGGAAUUCGCAAAUCAUGCAUUUAGCCUCCGUUGUGUUCUGGAAUGCCUUCAAUCAGGAGGAGUUGCAACUGAUGUGAAAACAGAUGAAGUUUGCAAUAACAUGGAUAUGAUAGCUUCAAACAAUGAUGAGGCCACACUCAUAGCUGAUGUAACUUUGACUGAAAAAUCAGGACACUUGACUGGGCAAGAAGUUGGGUUCGAUGAUGAUGUUUCUGUGAAAUCAGGGAUGCCCCAGGAAGGUUCUGUUUUGGCUGAACCUGUUAGUGAUAGAAGUGAUGAAAUAAUAAUUGGUACUUCAUCAGAAGAUAGCACCAGCUUAACUGAAGUCCCUAAAUCAGACUUGAAUCUGCAGAGUAAUGAGAAACAGGUGCAUGAUGAAGGGUCAGAUGUUGGAAAAGAAAUGUUAAAGAGGAAAAAUAAAUUCCGAGUGGAUAUCCUUCGCUGUGAAAGCUUGGCGUCUCUUGCACCAGCAACUUUAGAUCGGUUGUUUCGUCGUGACUAUGAUAUUGUUGUGUCUAUGAUUCCUCUUCCACCUUCGUCAGUACUUCCUGGACCAGCAGGUCCUUUUAAUUUUGGUCCUCCCUCUUAUUCAUGCAUGACACCUUGGAUGAAAUUAGUAUUGUACUCAACUGUGGCCUGUGGACCUCUAUCAGUUAUUCUGAUGAAAGGACAAUGUUUACGCUUGCUUCCUGCCCCACUGGCUGGUUGUGAGAAAGCCCUUUUGUGGUCUUGGGAUGGUUCUACAAUUGGAGGUUUGGGAGGCAAGUUUGAAGGAAAUCUGGUAAAGGGAAGCGUACUUUUACAUUGUUUAAAUUCACUUCUUAAAUACUCUGCCGUACUAGUGCAGCCCCUCAGUAAGUUUGACCUUGAUGAAUCUGGAAGAAUCAUCACUAUGGAUAUUCCAUUACCCCUAAAGAACUCUGAUGGUUCAGUUGCUUGCAUAGGGAAGGAAUUGGACAUGUGCGAGAAGGAAAGUUCAAAGCUGAAUUCUCUGUUAGUUGAUUUGACAAGCAAGAUAGAGUUGUGGACAGUUGGCUAUAUUCGCUUGUUGAAACUUUUUAAAGAAAGAGAUUCAGACCACUUUGCACCUGAUGAUGAGAAGUUUGAAUGGGUCCCAUUGAGUGUCGAAUUUGGGAUGCCACUAUUUAGUCCAAAAUUAUGCAAUAAUAUAUGUAAAAGAGUGGUCUCAUCGCAAUUACUUCAAAAAGAUUUACUCACUGAACAUCACGAUGCAAUGCAAAGCUUACGGAAAAGGUUGCGUGAUGUUUGUGCAGAGUACCAAGCAACAGGUCCUGCUGCUAAACUUCUUUACCAGAAAGAGCAAUCAAAGGACUUUUCACGACAUCUCAUGAAUUAUGCAAGUGGAAGGUGGAAUCCACUUGUCGACUCUUCUUCUCCCAUUUCAGGAGCCUCGAGUGAGCAUCAGAGACUCAAACUUGCUAACCGACAUCGUUCCCGAACUGAAGUUUUGAGCUUUGAUGGAAGCAUUCUAAGAUCAUAUGCUCUAUCUCCUGUUUAUGAGGCUGCCACAAGGCCUGUUGAAGAAGCCCUUCCAGUUAGCACUACAAAAGUUGAGCAAGAAGAAGCUGACAGCAGAGAAGUAGUCCUUCCUGGUGUUAAUCUUGUUUUUGAUGGCUCUGAGUUGCAUCCCUUCGAGAUAGGUGCUUGUCUACAGGCUCGUCAACCAGUCUCAUUAAUAGCAGAGGCAGCAGCUGCCUCUGCAGUUAUUCAACAAAAUAGGGCUUCAUGAUAGAAUCUUGCUUGGAUGGCGUAUAUAGAAGAAUUCAUCAUGUUACUAGUGAGUAACAAUUAGGAAUUGUCAUGUCCUUCACGCUUGUUUUAUUCUGAUUAGUUGGCUCGUCUGCUCAUCUUUGAGGUUGGUCAAUGCGCAUCAGCUCCAGCUUUGUUCAAAGGAAGGCGUUUUCGUACAAAACUUUGUCAGAUUACGGAUACACCCCGGGUUUGUAACUACAGUGAAAAGAAUAUAUGGUUUUGCUUAAAUAUACACUUAAGUGGACAUGGUGCUUAGAUCCUGGUGAUUUAUGCCCACCAAUUAAACAAUACACACUUUUGUUUCAUUUUACUUUCCUUAAUUCUUUGUUCUUUUAGGGAGGUGGGGAUAAAAAAUGAUGCACAUUUAUUUCUGCAAUUUUCAUUAAUAUAUGAAAGUAUUCUUGAGGAAAGAAAAGAAAAAGGCAUUGUGUGGUAAAAUUGCUCUCGACGUCUUAUGUGAGUUUUCACUGUGAUAAGUUCACACGAGUCACACUUGUAGACGAAAUGAUGUGGUGAAAAAUGAUGAAGGAUGUAUUUUCCUUUUUUAUUUUUUGAAGAAGUUAUUCCGUGGACCUCCUCUUUCGAGUGGGCGGAAAUGAAAAAUUGAUGUUAGCUAAUUAUGGUUGGAAAAAUGUUCAUUUAUUUGGAUGAAUUCGUGGAAGAAAUAAAUGUAUUUAUUUUA